CCACCUAAACAGACAUUUUACACUUCCUUUAUACUACACUCCAUUACAUUUCUUGAAGUAUGUUUUUCUUCUCGUUGCAGUUGCUAUGUACUUUGAUAAGUUCUACUGGAAUCGUCAAAAGUGUCGCAAUGUUCCUAAAGAGAUAAAUACUUGUUAAAGAAGGAAACAGAACUGCGAGUGAGAACGAUUUGACGUAACUGUCAAAAUAGUUUCUAUCGUAAUGUCAAAAGCUAAGGUUUCGGCGGAAUGGAGGAAGAGGGUGAAGUCUGAGUACAUGCGUCUGCGACAAAUGAAGCGUUAUAAGCGAGCGGACGAAGUCAAAAUCGCGUGGAAUCAGAAUCGCAAAAGUAUGACCGAACUUCUUGUGACUGAACAAAAGCGUUGGAUGGAUGGAAAGGCGGUGUCUCUAAUGAUACAAGAUAUUCCACCUCACCUUUCCUGCAUGAAGAAAGCUGAAAUUACAAGUUCUGACGGCGAUGUGCAGACAUGUCCUGUAAAAAUAAUUAACGCAGUUACUCCUAUUCCAACAAUGUACACGUGGGCUCCUAUUCAACAGAACUUCAUGGUAGAAGAUGAAACUGUCUUGCAUAAUAUUCCUUACAUGGGUGAUGAAAUUUUGGAUCAGGAUGGUACUUUUAUUGAAGAACUCAUCAAAAAUUAUGAUGGAAAGGUCCAUGGUGACAGAGAAUCUGGUUUCAUGGACGAUUCCAUCUUUGUUGAGCUGGUAAAUGCUCUGGCAAAUUAUGAAAAAGACGAUAAGGAGAAAGAUCAGAUAAAGAAGGGAAAGGAAUCUUUAAGAGAUCAAAAGGACAACGAGAAGAAGGAUAUUGACGUCAAAUCUGAAGUAAAGAUAGAAAAGACUGAAAAUGGAACGGCAAUGGCCGUUCCCUUCCCAUCGAUGCAUAUAUUUAAUGCAAUAUCAAGCAUGUUCCCUGACAAAGGAAGACCCGAGGAAUUAAAGGAAAAGUACAUUGAAUUAACCGAAAGAUCUGAUCCGAAUGUUCUACCACCCGAAUGUACGCCCAAUAUAGACGGCGUGAACGCGAAAAGUGUACCGCGGGAACAGACGAUGCACUCGUUCCACACGUUGUUUUGCAGGAGGUGCUUCAAGUACGACUGCUUCUUACAUCCAGCCAGGGGGACCUCGCCGCAAGGUCUUCAAGUUUGCCAUCCGGGCCCGAAUCUGCUGAAGCGAAAAGGACCCGAUUUGAAACCGUUUUCAGAGCCAUGCGGGACAGAAUGUUACAUGCAUUUGGAUGGAAUGAAGGAGAAACUGGCGGCGCAGGCGGCGGAUAUAAAGGAAGAAGAGGGCGAUGAGAAACGCGGUGGGCCACCUAGGAAGGUACGAAAACAGGCGAGCGUGGAUUCUGGAAACGAGGCAAGCAGCGAAGACAGCAACGAUAGCAAUAAGUACGGUCAAGGAGGCAGUUGUCAAGACUUCAAGCAAAAUGUUAACAAAGACUCCAAACCCGAAGAAAUAAUGGAAGACCAGGCACAGCCGGAGAACCAAACACCUUUCACGCUGUUGGGAACCGGCGGAAAACGCAUCAAAACUGAAAGCGAGUUCUCGUGGACGGGCUCCGAGCAGAGCUUGUUCCGAGCUCUCCACAAGGCCUUUCCCGGCAAUCCGUGCGCGUUGGCGCAGAUCAUGUUGACGAAGACCUGCCAGGAGGUGUACGAGUUCGCGCAAAAGGAAGCUUCGGACAUUCCCGCUAUCGAGAACCUGAAAGACUUCACGCCUCCGCGAAAGAAGAAGAAGAAGCAUCGGUUAUGGUCGAUGCACUGCCGAAAGAUACAGCUCAAGAAAGAUUCCGAAGUGCGAAACUACAAUUCUGUCUCAACAGGUGCUAAUCACGUGCACAACUUUGCGCCGUGCGAUCACCCGGGUCGCCAGUGUGACAACUCGUGUCCGUGUAUACAGGCGCAGAACUUCUGUGAGAAAUUCUGUCAGUGCAGCAGCGAGUGUCAGAAUCGGUUCCCCGGCUGCAGAUGCAAGGCGCAGUGCAACACGAAACAGUGUCCGUGUUACUUGGCCGUGAGAGAGUGUGAUCCCGACCUUUGCCAAACAUGCGGCGCUGAUCAAUUCCACAUCACUAAGAUAUCGUGCAAGAACGUCAGCGUGCAACGAGGUCUCCACAAGCAUCUUCUGAUGGCGCCGUCGGACGUAGCGGGUUGGGGAAUUUUCUUGAAGGAAUCGGCUGCAAAGAAUGAGUUUAUCUCAGAGUACUGCGGUGAAAUUAUCAGCCAAGACGAGGCCGACAGGCGAGGAAAGGUGUACGACAAAUAUAUGUGCAGUUUUCUCUUCAAUCUUAACAAUGAUUUUGUUGUCGACGCGACGAGAAAGGGAAAUAAAAUCAGAUUCGCCAAUCACUCGAUAAAUCCCAAUUGUUAUGCGAAAGUAAUGAUGGUGAACGGUGAUCACAGGAUAGGUAUUUUUGCUAAGAGGGCGAUCCAACCUGGCGAGGAAUUAUUUUUUGAUUACAGAUACGGACCAACGGAACAACUCAAAUUUGUGGGUAUCGAACGGGAAAUGGAAUUUCUUUAAGGAUAUUUAUUUUAUAUAGCGACACACGUUUAUAUAAAUGCAUUGAGCAAGUGUAUACAACUGUAUAGUAUAUACAACUAUGUGGAAACACAGAGAAUGGAAUAAAUACUUUGUUCAAUUUUUCA
Molecule: messenger RNA, 2670 nt
Organism: Ooceraea biroi (clonal raider ant)
Lineage: Eukaryota; Metazoa; Arthropoda; Insecta; Hymenoptera; Formicidae
Gene: E(z)
Product: histone-lysine N-methyltransferase E(z)
Biological process (GO): heterochromatin formation
Cellular component (GO): ESC/E(Z) complex; nucleus
Molecular function (GO): histone H3K27 methyltransferase activity; chromatin binding; protein binding
Source: RefSeq, a predicted model, not a curated record